AUGAGUGCAGCUUUCAACCCAGUCUCUCUGCUCGCCGAGCGCACAUGUGCGCCCAUAUACAACGCCAUCGACACAGGCAACAGCUCCCUCGCCAUCCGGCACGCCGACAAGAUCCUCGCUUCCCAACCUGACCUUGCACUCGCCUCUGCACUCAAAGCCCUAGCCCUCGUUCGUUCCGGAAAGCGAAAUGAAGCCAACCAAGUUUGCGCCAGACUCGUCACUCGAGGCCUGCGAAAGGGAGAAGAAAACGUUCUCACACCUCUCACAUGGACGCUAGUCAGACUUGGCCGUCGCACAGAUGAACUAGCUCUGCUCGAAACCGCAGUCAAAGACAGCCCCAAUAACCAAGAUCUAGCCCGGCAAACAUUCUUCGCUCUCACCAAAGCGCAAUCUUUCCAAAAGGCACAGCAGCUGGCAUUGAAGAUGCACAAAUCCUUCUCAGCUCGAAAGCAAGGAAGAGGGCGGUUUGCAGACGAGUACUUCUGGUGGUCUAUCCUCUCCUACCUUCUCCUAGCACGGGAUGCGAAUGCACCAGGUGCCGCAUUGGCACUUCCACUAAGCCAACGAAUGAUCGAGAAGCAAAUCGAAACCAAGCCGUUGGGGCUGAACGAUGAAGAAGCAUUGUGCUUGUUGCUGCAAGUGCUGAUACGACAGGGCAACAAGAAAGAUGCGUUUGACUUGAUUGCAAACCAAGCAUCCGUGGGGUACACACUUUGUGAUCGCAACCUCGGCCUCGAAUUCACCCGAACGGAUCUAGCGAAAGAUCUACAGGACUGGCAAUACGUCGAACAGAACAGCUGGAGUCGAAUCCAAGGCGGAAGUCGAAACUGGGCCCAUUUCACAGCUUUCCUCGAUGCAGCAGAGAAGCUCGGAAAGGAGCACAUCACAGAAGCGCAGAAGAAGAUCAAUGUUCUGCUCAGUUCGAAGGGUGCUGUCAAGGACAGAUCUGUUCGGCUGGCGGAGCUGCAAGUGAUCCGAAAGCGGAUAGCAUUGGGAGAAGAGGUUGAAGCGCUGUUAUUGAACAAGAUGGUUGCUUACCUGGACACGUUUGCUAGCAAAGCUUGCUGUCAUGAAGAUCUGUUACCCUACCUUGGCCUUCUCUCUACAACAUCGCGAGCCACUCUCACUGAAGCGUCCAAAGGAAAGUCAAAGCCGCUCCCAGUGCAGUCGGAGCUCGACCUGCGCACAAACAUCUCAAUCGCCAAGAUCACCCGCACAAUCCAACCUGCCUCCACCCUCACCGAGGCCAGCGAAGCAGCAAUUGCAACCUCGCUCCUCAAACAAUACCACGAUGGUCUUUCCAUCGCAUCUUGCCUCCCAGAGACAGAGAUGCAACCAGCGGACGAGCUGGCCUUGCUUGGCUCUCAAGCUCUGCUCUCCUGCUACCGUCUCUCCCACGGCAAGCUCUCCUAUCUCCACCAAACGAUCGCACUCCUCGAACACGCUCUCACCAAGAGCCAAAAAGGCUAUCAACUACGCAUGCUCCUCAUCCGGACCUACAUCCUCUCCGCCGCCUACGAGCGCGCCUCGAUCCACUACAACCUGCUCGGCCUAAAAAGUGUCCAAUCAGACACCCUCUCCCAUCUCAUCUCGGACCGUGUCUCCUGCUUCUCCGCCUCCACCACCAACGACGAUUUGUACAAACUAACCCUCCGCACUCUAUCCACCUCACAAGCGAUAUACGAAGAAAACUCGACCUCCACCCCGGAAAUGAUUGCGAAAGCGCUCGAACACGGCAUCUACUCGAGAGUGGAAGAGUUUGUCGAAUUUGGUGAAGCUCUAGAUCGGUCCCUCCAGCGGCAGGUGGUACAGCUGGAAGAGGCGAGAAGUCAUCUUCAAAGUAGGGCGAAUUGGAAGGACUUGGAGAGGAGGAGCAAGUUCGAGCGCAGAAUCGAGAGUGUGGUCAAGGCGGUGCGGGAGGGGGUGAGCGCAGGGUUGAGGGAUCAGAGAGAUUGGGAUGUGUUGGUGAAUUAUCAGCCGGAAGGGAGUGCGAGUGUCGAGGAGUUAGUGCAGGUUGGACCGAGAGUUGAUGUGGGGUGGGUCAAGUGUAUUGCUUUCGCCCUCUCUGCAGGCGAGAAUGGGGGGAUUGACGAGGUGAAGGAGGAGGACAAGGCUAAGCUCACAGCGGCGGAGAAGAAGCUUGUUGAAGUGGUGCAGAGUGCGAGAUCUGGAAGCUUCCAGGGUGCGAUGUUGGUGGAGAUGCUGGAGAGCACCAAAUCUACGGUUCGUGCAGUGGUGAAUGUAGCUGAUGGCAAGACAGAUGCUAGCCGGACAGCAAGGCCGGUCGACGCAGUUCACCAAGUCGGUCUAGCACUCGAAGCCAUCUACCACACCCAAGCACAACUGGACGAGCAGACCAAAACAACGUGCAGCACUCACCUCGCCGAGAUUGCAACGCUCGUCAACCAUCUUUCGAGGUCAUCAUCGGAUGGGAAACUGGAGCAGAACGAGGUAUUGGAGCAAGCGCUCAGCUCACUUGGCAAAGAGAAGGUGCAUCAAAUGGUCGAAGCGAGUAGGCAGACUGUUGUGCGAAGCUGGACAAAGAUGUUUAGCAAUCUUGGUGAUGCGCUCCGCGAUGCUUUGUGA
Ustilago hordei is the source of this 2586-nucleotide messenger RNA. Its product is annotated as related to MDM20 ### non-catalytic subunit of the NatB N-terminal acetyltransferase. Gene Ontology annotation, molecular function: protein binding; protein-N-terminal amino-acid acetyltransferase activity. NCBI's taxonomy places the organism in Eukaryota, Fungi, Basidiomycota, Ustilaginomycetes, Ustilaginales, Ustilaginaceae. Bases 1 to 2586 code for a protein of 861 amino acids. The record is from RefSeq and is a predicted model, not a curated record. Gene Ontology annotation, cellular component: cytoplasm; NatB complex. The transcript has a single exon. Gene Ontology annotation, biological process: N-terminal peptidyl-methionine acetylation.